Liolophura sinensis is the source of this 1393-nucleotide messenger RNA. RefSeq names its product heparanase-like. The record is from RefSeq and is a predicted model, not a curated record. Gene Ontology annotation, molecular function: hydrolase activity, acting on glycosyl bonds. NCBI's taxonomy places the organism in Eukaryota, Metazoa, Mollusca, Polyplacophora, Chitonida, Chitonidae. The transcript has 10 exons. Bases 14 to 1393 code for a protein of 459 amino acids. Gene Ontology annotation, cellular component: extracellular matrix; membrane.
UACCUUGGUCCUCAUGAGAAGCGCUCAAACCGCUAACCGACUGAUUGGGAGGUUUUUGGUGGACGACAACACGAUCACGGUUACUGUCGGCACUAGGGCACCUGUCCACACCGUCAGCGAGAAAUUCCUCAGUGUUACCAUGGAUACGUUUGAAAUCCAUGUUCAUUUGAGGGACUUCCACCCCAGCUCCCAAAAAUUUCGAAAUUUAGCCAAAGGCUUAUCUCCAGCCUAUUGGCGAAUCGGUGGAACUUAUGCCGACCGACUGUUCUUUCGGAACGCUCCCCUGGGUGGGGUGGCCAUGUCAGAAGAGGAAUUUGAUUCAAUUAACAAAUUUUGUCGAGAUGUCGGUUGGGAGAUGAUUUUUGAUCUGAAUUUGCUGAACAGAAAAAAUGGCGUAUGGGAUUCAACAGAUGCCGAGUCGUUGCUAAGAUACGCUGCUAAUAAAGGCUACAAGCUCAACUUUGAACUCGGAAAUGAGCCGGAGUUGUAUUUUCGUGUAAACAAGAAGGUAGAUCCGGUCCAGCUAGGACGGGAUUACGUCAAACUUCGUCAUCUAAUGAACUCCAUUCCACCAUAUGACCAGAGAUUACUAGUUGGGCCAGCCCUGAUAGCCAGUUUCCAUCCGGACUUUGUUCAAAAAUUUAUGUCAACGGGAUCGUCCUCCAUUGACGCCUUAACAGUGCACCACUACUACACUGGAGGGCCAAAUGCCACAGAAGAAGAAUUCCUGUCAGCUCAUCGAAUGGACAGUUUGUUGUACACGCUGAAUCCCGCUGCAGACGCCAUGGCCAAAUAUUCGAAACGGUCCAACUUGGUGUGGCUGGCCGAGACCAGUUCCAGGUCUGGGGGUGGGGCACCAGGCCUGUCCGAGUCCUUCAUUGCCGGAUUCCUGUGGUUGGAUAAACUGGGACUUUCAGCCACAAAAGGUGUUGAUAUGGUUGCCAGACAAACCUUGCUCGGAGGUCAUUACGGUUUACUAACUAUCCAGGGAGAACCGUUACCUGAUUACUGGCUUUCGCUGCUGUUCAAACGAUUGGUGGGAAGGAGAGUACUGCAUGUUACAUCAAGCGACAACAAUAGACGAAUCAGAAUAUACGCUCAUUGCUCUGCCAAUGACUUAACGUUCUUCUACCAAAACAUGCAAAAUGGCGAAGUGAGAUUAGCCAUUCCACAGUUCUCACAGCGGAGUUACCAGCUCUACACGUUAACGGCUGGAGGCAACGGAGCACUCACCUCCAAAACUGUGAAGUUAAACGGUCAUGAGCUUCACAUGAACGGUGACCAUCUCCCCGACCUUCGUCCAACCGUGUCUACCACAUGGCCUGUUAAAGUACCAAGCUACUCGUUCGGUUUCUUGGUGUUUAAACACCCUAAUGUUGCUGCCUGUCACUAA